Messenger RNA from Sander lucioperca (pikeperch), 1951 nucleotides. It is a transcript of the gene lbx2, whose product is annotated as ladybird homeobox 2. Gene Ontology annotation, molecular function: DNA-binding transcription factor activity, RNA polymerase II-specific; DNA binding. The coding region runs from base 437 to 1234 and encodes 265 amino acids. NCBI's taxonomy places the organism in Eukaryota, Metazoa, Chordata, Actinopteri, Perciformes, Percidae. Gene Ontology annotation, biological process: regulation of DNA-templated transcription. The record is from RefSeq and is a predicted model, not a curated record. The transcript has 2 exons.
AUGGUCCGGCCCUUUAAGACGCAGCAGCGGGUCAGCAAGUGGUGUAGUGUUUCUCUAAUUGAACUUCGCCCAAUCAACAAUAACUCGUUAGCAGUCGCUUUCUUUUUCUUGCUGCUUGAGACAGCUUUUUCCCCCUUGCAGGGAUUCACCCCCUCCAGUCUGUUACUUCCUAAAGAUCUACAUGGAGCUUGGCAGAGGAGCUGCGACUCUCUGAGGGGGAAUACAGUCCGGCUGCCUUUACAACUACGCCCGAAGCAUGGUUAUUUUGGAGGAAAGCUCUCAGGCGAGCUAAGUUGCGGCAUUCGGCUUUAAGUGUGAAAAUAUAGAGGGGUCUACGAGAACGCCGAGCACCAGAGGAAACACUUGUGGACGCUUAAAACUGCCAUUUGAAUGAAAUAAUCAACUUUUCUGGAAGCAGCGAUUCUUCGGGACUGCGAUGACCUCCAGUAAAGACAUGAAGGCAGGCUCAGUGUUACAGUCAAGCGGCGAGGAGAGGAGACGGGCUCCCUUGGACCAGCUGCCACCACCGGCCAACUCCAACAAGCCUUUGACGCCGUUCAGCAUUGAGGAUAUCCUUAACAAACCAUCGGUAAAGAAGUCAGUCGCCAGUAUCUGUCCGCCGAGAGUGCUGGAGAAAGUAACGGGGUCUAACUCUGCGAGGAACGGGAUCACCACUCCCUCCUCGCCGCUGUGCGCACUGGAGGAGCUCGCCAGCAAAACGUUUAAGGGUCUAGAAGUCAGCGUUAUCCAGGCAGCAGAAGGUAAAGACUGUCGUGAGCAUGUCAACGCUUUCGGACAGAGGCAGACGUCGAAAAAGAGGAGAAAGUCUCGGACAGCCUUCACAAACCACCAGAUUUACGAGCUGGAGAAGAGGUUUUUGUACCAGAAGUACCUUUCUCCGGCCGACCGCGACCAAAUCGCGCAGCAGCUGGGGCUCUCCAACGCGCAGGUGAUCACCUGGUUUCAGAACCGCAGGGCCAAACUCAAGCGGGACCUGGAGGAGAUGAAAGCGGACGUGGAGUCGCUAAAGAAAAUCAACCCACAGACCCUGCAAAAGCUCGUCAGCAUGGACAGCAUAGAGGAGUCGCAGGGUGGGGGCCCCGAGGCCAGGUCGCCCAGUGUCUCCCCCACCUCGCAAGGACACCGGGCCUUCCCACAGUCCCCCUCCUCAUCCAGAGACCAAACCACGGAUGAAUUCUCGGAGGACGACGAGGAAAUCGAGGUGGACGAUUAACAGUCAGGGGCGGGCUGUGGUUUUCAUAAGCAACAACAAAAAAGAAUAUUAAAAAGGGGGCAUUUUUUCUUCCCAAACUUUUGCACGGAUAUUGACAAAAAAAAGGAGAAUAUAGGCUAUACAUAAAAAAAAAAAAAAACAUUUCAGGAAAGUUUUUUUUUUCCUCUCCUCCUCCUCUUUUUUUCUUCAUUUUAAUUUAUUAAUCGGACUUGUAAAGCUUCCAAGUCUGUCGUUUGAGUUCCACCACAAUAUUUGAGGAAUAUCUGGUUUCCUUUAAGACACCUAACUGUUAUGGUACAGUAAGACUGAAAAGUGUGUAAACAUUUGAAUUCUUCACGGUUGUUUUGAAAGGGGGUGGAAAGUUGUGCAAUUACUUUUGGUUGUCAUUUAUUCGCAUUGUUCUGUUAAAGGAAUCGGCUCUGCCAAAUAUUUAUAUCACCCUUUGUUUGUUUUUUUUACAUGCACAGCCCAGGCUCGAUGUGUCAGUCCAUCCCUCCUCCAAGUGUACUUUAUUUUUUUUCUUUCCUCUAAGCGAAAAGUGUUUCUGCAAGCAUGCAGGCCUGUUGGAAGCGCAAAGGACGCAUCAGUAUUAGUAACGACUGCAAGCUUUUACACGCUCUGAGUUCUGUAUAUAGAUCAAACAUCCUAUGCGAUAAUUUUAUUGUAACAUUCUAUUUAAUCAGCAUCUAUGUAAAUAAAGGUUAUAUGAUAUUUCAA